Messenger RNA from Vitis vinifera (wine grape), 1153 nucleotides. Its product is annotated as putative F-box protein PP2-B12. The record is from RefSeq and is a predicted model, not a curated record. Lineage: Eukaryota; Viridiplantae; Streptophyta; Magnoliopsida; Vitales; Vitaceae. Gene Ontology annotation, molecular function: protein binding. The transcript has 2 exons. Bases 22 to 1071 code for a protein of 349 amino acids.
CAGGAAUAAGAUUUGAAAGAAAUGGGGAGGAAGAAUGUGGCAGGCAACUCUGCUAAGCACAGCGCCGCCGGCCAUGGUUUCUCCUCACUGCCGGAGGGUUGCAUUGCGGAUGUUCUGGCGCUGACCAGCCCCCGGGACGUCUGCAGAAUGUCGGCGGUGGCGUCGGUGUUCUUGUCCGCGGCGGAGUCGGAUGCUUUGUGGGAGAGGUUCCUGCCUGCCGAUUAUCGGGAGAUCAUCGCCCGGUCAUCGGAGUCUUCGUCCUGGCGCCAUUUCUCCUCCAAGAAAGAGCUCUACUUCACUCUCUGUGAUUAUCCUCUGUUGAUCGACGAGGGCAAAAAGAGUUUCUGGCUUGAGAAGCGCAGUGGAAAGAAAUGCUACAUGUUAGCUUCAAGAGAACUCACAAUAAUAUGGGGCGAUACUCCUGGUUAUUGGGAAUGGACUUCUUUGCCAGAGUCUCGAUUUCCAGAGGUCGCAUAUCUUCAAGCAGUUUGCUGGUUUGAAAUCAGGGGUAAGAUAAACACCUGCAUGUUGUCUCCUAGAACAAACUAUGCGGCUUAUCUUGUGUUCCAUGCUGGACGCUCCCAUGGAUUCGAAGACGUCCCAGUUGAAUCAUCAAUUGAAAUUGUUGGAAAUGAAACUACCACAAGAGUAAUUUAUUUGGCUAGAUAUAGAAGUGAAGAGCAGGCGGAACAUGACGACCUUGAAUAUGAAUGUGUGAGCAUUGAAGAUGUAAGAAGUUGGAUUAAUGAUAAUUUGACUCAAUUGUAUUCAUCGCAAGAACCCGGUAAGGCGCUUCUAGGUCUUGAGGAUGUGAAAACUUGGAUGAACAGCAAUGUGAUGAAGUUGUUUUCAUCACAAGAAAAUGAAGAACCCACUUCUUCUAUAAGAAGUGACUUACCAUAUCCAAAAAAGAGAGAAGAUAGUUGGUUUGAGAUAGAACUAGGUGAGUUUUUUAUCGAAGGAGGUGAAGAUACGGAGUUGGAGAUCACUUUGAUGGAGGUGAAAGCCGGUCACUGGAAGGACGGUCUCAUUGUUGAAGGGAUUGAGAUUAGGCCGAAAGGUGAUUUGUAAAUGUUUUUGAGUUUCAUAUUUUCAAAACAUAUUGUCAGUUGAAUUGACAAAUUUUUUAAGGGAAGAAUUUCUAUAUUUAUAA